This is a messenger RNA of Colletotrichum destructivum, 1107 nucleotides long. RefSeq names its product Putative ATP-grasp, subdomain 1 protein. Gene Ontology annotation, molecular function: D-alanine-D-alanine ligase activity; ATP binding; metal ion binding. The transcript is spliced from 3 exons. Bases 1 to 1107 code for a protein of 368 amino acids. The record is from RefSeq and is a predicted model, not a curated record. Gene Ontology annotation, biological process: peptidoglycan biosynthetic process. NCBI's taxonomy places the organism in Eukaryota, Fungi, Ascomycota, Sordariomycetes, Glomerellales, Glomerellaceae.
AUGGCCUCAACGCCGGCCGGAAGGAGAGUCGCGGUGCUCUACCAAGCCAUCGAGCCGCCCAUCAUCAACGGCGUCCGCAAGCCCAUGAAGCCGGGAGGGUACCGAGACUCUGGCGCCGACAUCGCUUACAACCUCCCCGCCAGCAAGUCUGUCGAGGCCGUCUGUCCCGUAUCUGCGCCCUCUGCGGAGGAAGACUCGGACUGGUGCUUCCCGGACACCGAGCAAGGGAUCCUAGACGCCGUCGGGAGAGGAGCCACCCAUCUCUGGGCGAACACCAUCCUCUUCGCCACUCACCCGCUACAGACCUCGACCGCUCUCGACCGGCUCCAGGAUACCCUCAGGGUCGUCGGCCACGGGCCCCUCGUCGUCGAGAAGUACGACGACAAGGAGCUUGUCAACAACCUGCUCCGCCGCACCGGCGCCUUCACGAUGCCUCGUUCCUGGACGAUCCAUCACAGUCCUGACGUCUCCGCCGAGCUUCGCAAGAAUGACAUCCCGUUCCCCAUCGUGGCCAAGCCCAUCCGCGGACGGGGAAGCCACGGCGUGCGCGUGUGUCGAACCCUCGAGGAUCUCACCUCCCACGCCGAAGCCCUCUUCGACGAGUCCCCCACCAUCAUGCUGGAAGAGUUCCUCGCCGGCGAGGAGGCCACGGUCACUGUGAUGCCCCCGGAUAGAGGUACCAACACGUACCGGGCCCUCCCCGUCGUCACCCGUUUCAACCACCAGGAUGGCAUCGCCCCGUACAACGGCGUCGUGGCCGUCACCGCGAACUCGAGGGUCGUCGCCGGCGAAGAAGAAGAGAGGGAUCCGGCGUACGGGCGGAUCGCGAGGGAGUGCGAGAGGGUGGCCGAGGUGCUUGGCGUCGCGGCGCCCAUCCGGAUCGACGUGCGGCGAUUCAACAACUCCCCCGGGUCGAAUUUUGCGCUGUUUGACGUGAAUAUGAAGCCGAACAUGACCGGCCCUGGUCGGCCUGGGCGGGAUGACCAGGCGAGCCUGACGCUCAUGGCGGCUGAGGCUCUAGGGUGGACUUACCCCGAGCUUCUGGGGCAUAUUCUGGAGACUUCAUCCACGUUGAGGACUCUUAGAAGUCUGACUCCCAAGGUGUGA